CGACUCACGUGCGUCGGAGGACACACUUCCCCCUACGCCGCCUUCGCCCCUCACCUGCAAUGGCGAAUCCAGCUGAAAACCCAGCAAUGGAAACUCCAUGCCCAGCAACUCCUUCUUCUUCUUCUUAUUCCUCUCCUUAUACUCCAAAACCAGAGAACCCAGCACCCCAAAGCCCCUCACCGUCACCGGCACUAGCAUCAACGGCGAGGCUGUGGAGGCCCACCGCGCAGAGAAACCUGAGAAAUCAAUGGCCCAAGUUAGCUUCUUACAGACAGCAAUGGGCUUCUUCUUCUUCCACUGCAAGAUCACACGCCACCUCUCUCGUAAACUCGUAUCUUUCUCUCAAAUACAUGCCUUCAAUGGAGUUGGGAGUUCUGAGUGAUAUGCCUAAUAUACGAAAGAAAGCUUGCCAUAAAUUAUUUAAGCGGCAGGAGCUUCAUCGAAGCGGACUUUUAUCGUCGUACAAGGACAUGGUUUCAGUUGUAACUCACAUGGUCCAAACUAGUAGAUCCAUGAGAUGCUUUGUCAAGGGGGCAACCAAUAAUCCACUCGUACAAUCUUCUGGCUGUUCUGAAGAUAAGAAUGAUCCCGGAUAUGGUGGCGGAAUUCCAGUCUUUGCAUUUUGGUCCAUCUCUUGCUUUGAAAAACUGGCGGAGGAGCUUGUCCAGAUGUUUAUAUUGGAGCUAAAUUUGAAGCGUUUGGUUGUAGUGGAAUUACUUUCAAUUAGUUGUGACGUUCCAACAGUAAACAGUUUGGAUUGGUCGGAUGAGCUUUAUCCGGGAGAAUUUGGUGAGUUGAGUAUAUGCAACUUAUAUGGUGAGGAGACUUGUAAGCCAAUCUAUCCAAGAUUGGAUGAUCAGAAAUUCGAAAUGCCAGCUGCACGAUGUAAUCAGCAGCCAGAUCAUGAUGUUUUGCAGGUUUAUCUAACGACGUGGAUUGCAGAGGUGAAUAUAGAUGCUCACAGGGUGGAUGAAAUAUUUGCCGAAGUUGGGGAGGAAAUGCAUGUUAGGAUUUCAUGAACUGGCGGUCUGGCUAGAAACAGAACGCCGGAAAAUUUGUUAAGGAGGCACUUAUGCUGAUAGACUGAAGAUUCAACACUCAUUUUAAGCGUCCCUCACGACUUAUAAAGAAGGGGAAGUCCUAAAAGACCCGGACUACGGGCAAAGAAAGAAUCUUCAAAGGAUGGAGGCAUCUACAGAUAAGGAAUCAGUGCAAGAGAAAUGCUGAAUUAUAUUUCUCUAGUUGUUUAUGUGCAUGUUGGUGGGUGGAGCACGACUUGCCAAACACCAGAGUAGCACUUGUAAUUUUGGUGGUAUUGACUUGAUUAAUCUUUGUAUUGGUUUUAAUCAUUGCUUAAACGUUCUUUGAGUUGAUCAUGAAGGUAUAUUACCGGUGUUAUAAGCACCGGGAUGAUCUCUAGA
Molecule: messenger RNA, 1421 nt
Organism: Malus domestica (apple)
Lineage: Eukaryota; Viridiplantae; Streptophyta; Magnoliopsida; Rosales; Rosaceae
Source: RefSeq, a predicted model, not a curated record